Molecule: messenger RNA, 1518 nt
Organism: Aureobasidium subglaciale EXF-2481
Lineage: Eukaryota; Fungi; Ascomycota; Dothideomycetes; Dothideales; Saccotheciaceae
Exons: 1
Coding region: 407-1414 (335 amino acids)
Source: RefSeq, a predicted model, not a curated record
GCAGAUCUUAAGCCAGUGCCAAAGCACAUACAUACAUCCUCAUGCUUUGUCAAUUGUUGGGGCACCACGGCUACCACACAACUCCUACCAAUAUCCUCGGCUUGGUUCUCUCAGCUUUAUAUCCUUGCAAACAUCACCACCAUCACGUGCACUACAGGUAAAGAGAGAUCUGCCGAUCACUACUAGCCACUGCUGUCUGGUGCUCGAGAUGGUUAUCAACAACUCUCAUGCUGGCAGGUAGUCAAACAUACGCCAGGCCGUCUAAGUGAUCACAUCCUUGACGUUGUGGAUUUCGGCCGAAACUCCAUGUGAUCCUCUCCAUAAAAAAGCCAGCCAACCUCCUUGAGUCCAGGAACUCUAAAACCUUUUUGCUAUCAGUUUUACUAUCCUUAGCCAAUACUCAGUCAUGGAUCGAUAUGUUGCUAUUCAUGCAAAGCCAAACGGUCCUGGAGAUGCCAGGACUACAGCCGAACAGGUGCUAGCUGAUGAGGAGCUUGCAGGCAAGUGGCAAGACAGGACCGUACUCAUCACUGGUGCUACUUCUGGUCUGGGCAUGGAGAUCGCACGCGUUCUCCACAAGACUGGAGCAAAGAUCUUUAUCACCAGUCGUCAACAAGCCAAGGGUGACGAAGUGGCACAAGCUAUCUCGAGCGAGAAUCCUGCCUUUCAUCCCGUCGAAGCCAUCGAAAUGCCCAUGGACAGUUUCGAGUCUGUGCGUAAGGUAGCUGCGGUCUUUCCCUCGAAAGGCUCAAAACUCGAUGUUUUGCUUCUCAAUGCCGGUGUCAUGGCUGCUCCAGAGGGUCGCACGAAGGAUGGCUCCGAGAUUCACUUCGGCACAAACUAUCUCGCACACUUCCUCCUGUUCCAGCUACCGAAGCCUUCACUCUUGCAAGCUUCAAAGUCUGGCCUUCACAGCCGUGUAGUCAUUCUCUCCAGCGGCGCUCACAAGUCCAACGGCGUUCAUCCUGACAACUACAAUCUUGAAGGGGACUAUAACCCAUACAUGGCGUAUGCUCAAUCAAAGACUGCCAACAUCUAUAUGGCCAAUGAAUCGAACCGUCGCUUCAGUAAAAUGGGCUCAAUGCAUUGUCCGUCCACCCAGGCGUUAUCUUUGAUACUGAGAUUGCUCGUCACCAAGGUGGUAGUAAUACUCUGCGUGACAACAUGGCCAAGGAGAGAGACUACAUCCGUUCAUGGGCCAAGUCGAUUCCGCAAGGCGCCGCCACAUCAGUUUUUGCUGCUACGGCGGGGGCCUUGGAAGGUAAAGGAGGGAUGUAUUUGGAAGACUGCCAGGUGCCAAAGCAGGAGGCUCCGGGUGGCGUUACUUAUCAUCAAGGUCAUGCUGCUCACGCAUAUGAUGAGAGUCUGGAGGCAAAGCUUUGGAAAGAUAGCUUGCGUAUGGUCGGGAUCUUAGAAUAGAAGACCUGAGGAUGAUGUGAAGCAAGGACCAUCUCUACACGUAACACAAGCAAGGGCGUUGCACCAAGUUCUAAAAGCAUAUAAUCUUCUCCCACUGCG